This is a messenger RNA of Erythranthe guttata (spotted monkey flower), 1197 nucleotides long. RefSeq names its product polygalacturonase-like. The record is from RefSeq and is a predicted model, not a curated record. Gene Ontology annotation, biological process: carbohydrate metabolic process. Gene Ontology annotation, molecular function: polygalacturonase activity. Lineage: Eukaryota; Viridiplantae; Streptophyta; Magnoliopsida; Lamiales; Phrymaceae.
AAAAAAAAAAUGGCUGCCAAAACAAAUAUCCAAAUUUUCAUCCUCAUAAUUACAAUACAACUCUUCUACUAUCCAUCAUCAUCGCUCGCAGCGAACCCUACGUACAAUGUUCAGUCGUUCGGAGCUAAAUCCGGCGGAAGCUCCGACUGCACAAAGGCUUUUCUAAGUGCAUGGGGGGCCGCAUGUGCCGCCACGUCUCCGGCAACUAUAUACGUGCCACCUGGAAGGUACCUCCUCCGAAACGCAUACUUCGGAGGUAAACUAUGCAAAAAUUCAGCCAUAACUAUACGUAUAGACGGUACCCUAGUAGCUCCAUCCGACUACAACGCACUUGCUAAAACCGAGAACUGGUACUUCGAAAGGGUCGCCGGUUCCAUCUUCGGCGGAACCCUAGACGCACAAGGCACCAAAUUGUGGGCUUGCAAGAACUCCGGCAAGAGCUGCCCUAAAGGAGCUACAUCGUUGGCGUUCUACAAUUCGGAGAAUAUAGAGAUAAAUGGAUUAGCCUCGUUGAACAGCCAGAAGUUUCAUAUUCUUGUCGACGGAUGCAAAAGCGUGAAGAUGAUUAAUAUGAAAAUCUCAGCUCCGGCGAACAGCCCAAACACCGACGGCAUCCACAUACAGCAGUCAUCGGAAGUUACCGUUAUGAACACUCACAUCGGCACCGGAGACGACUGCAUCUCCGUGGGCCCCGGAUCUUCCAACUUGUGGAUCGAAAACCUCGCCUGUGGGCCCGGCCACGGAAUAAGUAUUGGAAGUUUAGGGUGGGAUUUGGAAGAAGCGGGAGUGCAAAACGUGACAGUUAAAACGGUUACAUUCACCGGAACGGAAAACGGCGUGAGAGUGAAGACGUGGGCGAGGCCGAGCAACGGGUUCGUUAAAAACGUGCUUUUCCAGCAUCUUGUUGUCGUUAACGUCGAAAACCCGAUUAUUAUCGACCAAAAUUACUGCCCCGACCACCAAAAUUGUCCUACUCAGGGGUCGGGGGUGAAGAUAAGUGACGUGGCAUAUGAAGAUAUACAUGGAACAUCAGCUACACAAGUAGCAGUGAAAUUUGACUGCAGUAAAAAGAACCCGUGCAGUGGAAUUACGUUGGAUGGGGUUAAUUUAAGUUACAGAGAUAAAGCAGCUACUGCUUCUUGUGCUAACGCUGCCGGGUCGGCUGCCGGUGUUGUCCGGCCGACCAGUUGCUUAUAA